Striga asiatica is the source of this 1155-nucleotide messenger RNA. NCBI's taxonomy places the organism in Eukaryota, Viridiplantae, Streptophyta, Magnoliopsida, Lamiales, Orobanchaceae. The record is from the annotation of a GenBank genome assembly.
AAUAAUGCAAUUUAAAAUAAAUAAAUAAAUUAAAUAAAAUAAAAAUAAACUAUUUAUAAACUAUAAAAAUCAGAAAAGAGGAAAGAAAAAAAUAAAAUAAAAAAAAAAAUCAACACCAAACAAAAAAAAUGUGAAAACAAGUAACAACUCAUCAAAUUCCCAGGUCAGUGGUCAGUAAAGAAGUCGGAAAAAAUCACGGAGGAAAAUCUCUGAAGAAAGCAUAUUCAUACAUAAUAACCGGAAAUGGAAACGCUAGCCACCGCCGCCGGCGCAUUAUCUCUGCCGUUUUUCUCGCCGAACAAGUCCAAGGACGCUCCUUUCAGUCGGAUCGUCCGAUUCUCGACUUCCCCCAAAAGUAGCGAUGAUGGCAGCAAUAACUGCGAAAACAAUCUCAAGUUCGAUCCGCUUCUAAAGAUGCAAUUGACCUGGCCCUUAGGAAAUUUGCAGGAUGCUGCGAUGGGUUUGGUUCUUAGUGCGGCGAGCGUGAGAGGAUGGACAACUGGGUCGGGUAUGGAAGGCCCGUCUGUUCCAGUGGGUCAAGAUUCUGAAUCGGGUACGCCGCAGGUGUCCACCUUCCCUUGGUCGCUUUUCACCAAAUCCCCACGCCGUCGGAUGCGCGUGGCCUUCACCUGCAAAGUUUGUGGCCAGCGCACGACUCGCGCCAUCAAUCCACAUGCAUAUACAGAUGGCACUGUAUUUGUUCAGUGUUGCGGCUGCAAUAUAUUUCAUAAGCUGGUGGACAAUCUGAAUCUGUUCCACGAGAUGAAGUGCUAUGUGAAUUCAAGUUUCAACCCAAACCCAAAUGAUAACAUGAAUUUCAAGUACUUGGAUUUGGACGAGAACAACAAUGGCGAUAUUUUUCCGCACUUGUAGAAGGCAACAAAUGUUGUAAGUGGAUUUAGUGAGGUUGACGCACAUAUUUCAUGUAUAUUCCGUUGGUAUUGUUGGGGUGAUUUCUGUAUUAUGCUUGUAAAUAAAUAUGACUGAGAGGUAUUGUUGAAUAAUUAGUAUCAGUAUUACUCAUGAAGUGUGUGUUGUAACAAAACUAUUUAUGAUAAUAUGCUAAAGAACUUAUGUAUAUUAGCAAAAUAAUCAAGAUGAAACAACAUAUUCUUACAGCCGAAGCAUUAGUAAUGAAAACAACAUAUGUUACAG